Molecule: messenger RNA, 2125 nt
Organism: Danio aesculapii
Lineage: Eukaryota; Metazoa; Chordata; Actinopteri; Cypriniformes; Danionidae
Product: gastrula zinc finger protein XlCGF8.2DB-like
Exons: 3
Coding region: 116-1360 (414 amino acids)
Biological process (GO): regulation of transcription by RNA polymerase II
Cellular component (GO): nucleus
Molecular function (GO): RNA polymerase II cis-regulatory region sequence-specific DNA binding; DNA-binding transcription factor activity, RNA polymerase II-specific
Source: RefSeq, a predicted model, not a curated record
CUGCGCCGCUCCUCCACUGUGAUUCCAUGCUGUGAUUCAACUAGAGAAAGGAUAAAGUGUCCAAACACAGAGAAAAACUCCUGCUGAAGCGACUGAUCUCCACACUGUUAUAAAGAUGGCGUUUAUUAAAGAGGAGAGUGAAGAUGUGAAGAUUGAAGAAACAUUCAGAGUCAAACAUGAAGAUCUGCAGGAACAAACAGACCUGAUGGUGCUGAAAGAAGAGACUCAUCAAUGGAAUAAAAUGGAAGAGAAACAGCAAGACAUAACGACUGAUGAAAAAGCCACACUGACUAAAAAGACUUCACAUGGAAGACAUCUGAAAUCCAAAUCUGAGUGUAAUUUCAGCUGUAAACAGAGUAGAAAGAGUUUCAGUCAAAAGCCAAACCUUGAUGUUCACAUGAGAGUUCACACUAGGGAGAACCCUUACACCUGCAAACAGUGUGGAAAGAGUUUUCCUAAAAUCCAUGGCUUUAAAGCCCACAUGAGAAUUCACACUGAAGAGAGGCUGUACACAUGCCAACAGUGUGGAAAAAGCUUCUGUCAUGCAAGAAACUUGGCAGUGCACAGGAGAAUUCACACUGGGGAGAAGCCUUACUCUUGCCCUCAGUGUGGAAAGAGUUUUAAUCAAAAUAACAACCUUGAAGUCCACAUGAGAACUCACAAUGAACGAAAAAUAUUUACUUGCACACAGUGUGGGAAAAGUUUUGCUAAAAAACAAAACGUUGACCUCCACAUGAGGAUUCACACUGGAGAGAAACCUUACACAUGCACUGAGUGUGGUAAACAUUUCACAUAUAAAUCCACAUUCAAUAACCACAAGAGAACUCACACUGGAGAGAAACCUUACAGAUGUACAGAGUGUGGUAAAAGUUUCCUAAAUAAAACCACACUCGAUAAACACAUGAGGAUUCACACUGGAGAGAAACCUUACAGAUGCACAGAGUGUGGUAAAGGUUUCAGAUGUAAAAGCACACUCAAUCACCACAAGAGAACUCACACCGGAGAGAAGCUGUUUGCAUGUGCUGUGUGUGGAAAGAGGUUCACAACCAAACCUAGCCUCAUAAAUCACAUGAAUGGUCACACUGGAACCCUAGUGUUCACAUGUGAUCAGUGUGGAAAGAGUCUCACACGCAAAGACGCCAUUAAGCGACACAUGAUGAUUCACUCAGUAGAGCGUUUUAGAUGCAGUGAGUGUGGAAAGGACUUUAAACAUAAAAGAAGCCUCAGCGCUCACCUGAAGCUUCACAAUAGAGAGCAGAGUCCUCAACAUUUAGGCCUUGUCCACACAAACACAGGUAAAUUCAAAAUGGAACCUUUUUCAUGUAGUUUGGUUGUUCAUUCACAUGAAGUUCAUUUAUAAACUACUUUUGAGAGGAUCACAUGCUUAUGAUUGUCCACGGCUGGUCCUGCAUUAGCUAACACAUGAUUCACCAAUCAGAUGAAUCCUGACUCACUAUAAAUAACCAGAGUGUCUUACUUCAGUUAUCUUCAUCUUGAAGAAUCCCUCUCCCACUCCUACCCUUCCUCCUUUCUAGAUUGGUGCCAAAUUGGUUGCCCAUAGUCGAGCUCUUAGAAGCCAUAUAUCUUCCUUUAGCCAUCUCUAUAUCUGUCAUUAGAACAGAAACAAGUCUGGGGAUUUCAUCAAGAUCUACCAGAGCUCAAACUCCCCUCUCUCCCUGCUAACGGAAGGGAGUCGAGGGCUUGAGGAUCUUAUGAGCUUAGGGCUCUCUCCCGGGACAGCAUACCAAACAAGUGUGAACUCUUGAAUACAUAUCAAGUUACUGGAAAUGAAACCCUUUGAACAUCUGAAGAUGUAAACUCAAUAACUGAAGAGGGGUGAAGAUUUUGACAACUGUUUUGUAGUGUAGAUCAGGGCUCACAGCCCAGUACCGGGUUGUGAGAGUUGCUACCGGGCUUCAAGAAUGCAAAAUAACUCUAUAUGUUGAUAGACUGUGUGGCUUGUUUCACAUGCAAACACCUACAGGAACUCAAGAAUUGUGACCCAACCAAAGCAGUUGGGUAAUCUCUUACUUGAAGAUCACUGAUGAGAAACUGCACUAUUGUCUUCAAUAAAGUUUUCUCCCCAUAAGAACUUUGGUCAGCUUGCUUACUUUAUGUAUUAGAG